AUGGUAUUUUUUCAGGUGAAAGAUCCGCAUGAUUUUGUUCUGUAUGCGGAGUAUUUGAGAGAUGUGCUCGAGCUGAUUCGUAUUCGAAGGAAUCGUUUGAAAUAUUUCAAUAAACACAACGAAAUCGAUGGAUCAAUCAAGGCGAAGAUUGCGGAUAUAUAUCGCCGAUGCACAGACCGCUUUCAGGGUCGUGCAGAAGUGUGGAGGAAGAGGUUGGAUUACCUCAAAAAGGAAAACAUGAGUGUGAGAUGCAGUCAAGCAUACUUUCGCGCACUUCAGGUAAUGGGAAGGGAUGUGGAACUGCGUUGUGAGGCAGCUCUUUGGGAAUUUCAACACAACAACAGCAUCGAUAAUGCGCGUGUGCAUCUGCAACUCGGAUUACGCUCCUCUCCCGAAUCACCGUCACUAUGGAUCACUUUUUUCCGUAUUGAAAUUCUCAACGUUAUCAGGUUCGUUUUCAAAUUUUUAGCUGCUUAUCUCGUUCACUAUUCGCAUGCUGAUUUGUAUCGAGAAGAAAAAGAUCCCUUCCGGUAUGUUUCCUAA
Messenger RNA from Anisakis simplex (herring worm), 543 nucleotides. Lineage: Eukaryota; Metazoa; Nematoda; Chromadorea; Rhabditida; Anisakidae. The record is from the annotation of a GenBank genome assembly.